Talaromyces atroroseus is the source of this 357-nucleotide messenger RNA. RefSeq lists its product as hypothetical. The coding region runs from base 1 to 357 and encodes 118 amino acids. The record is from RefSeq and is a predicted model, not a curated record. The transcript has 3 exons. Lineage: Eukaryota; Fungi; Ascomycota; Eurotiomycetes; Eurotiales; Trichocomaceae.
AUGGACUACAACGGCUCACCUACUUACUAUGCAAUAAGCUUCAUUCUUAAAGCCCUCCCAGUAGCCCAUGGGUUCGUUGACUCUAAGAGGCUUCUAACAAAUUUGCAGCAAGCAGCCCACAUGUUUGAGCAGGCAGGUGCUAUAGACGCUGCGAACGAGGUGCGACGAGACGGAGAAAGGAUCGCCGUCUUAACACAAACAGUCUUGAGCCCAGAGGCGUUUGAAAAUCCAGCGGGGGACAUGCCUCUACCCGCCCUGUUCGAUAUUCCAUCCUUCUUUGGUGAAAUGGGAUGGGACGAGGACUUCCCAGCGCUGGACACGUUUGCAUUUGACUUGGCUACUCCACGACGGCUAUGA